Pyrus x bretschneideri (Chinese white pear) is the source of this 576-nucleotide messenger RNA. Its product is annotated as pollen-specific leucine-rich repeat extensin-like protein 1. Bases 1 to 576 code for a protein of 191 amino acids. The transcript has a single exon. Lineage: Eukaryota; Viridiplantae; Streptophyta; Magnoliopsida; Rosales; Rosaceae. The record is from RefSeq and is a predicted model, not a curated record.
AUGGCUGUUGAAGUUCUCAGUCCCAAGGAUUGCCACAAAGACUCGUUCACACGCCAAUCAGUAAUGAAUUUCAAUCGGAACCCUAACCCUAGCCGCCUCGGCCGCCCCAGCCGCCCCCAGAACGACGGCAAGAACCGAAGGCCCACCCGGCCCAAUAACCUCCCUCGCCCGGUCCAGAAGUCCCCGGCUCCCCAAAACCUCGUCAUGGGCCAGGUCAAAAUCCUCAAGCGCGGUGAAGAAAUCCCCAAAACGGCGCCGGCUACACCACCACCGAAGCAAAAUUUCAAGCCCCAAGUGCCGGCUCCGCCACCACAGAAGCAGAAUCCCAAGGCCCAAGUUCCGGAUCUCGGAAACACGAACCUGAUGGGUCCGGCACCCGAGCGGGUUCCGAAGCAGACCAAAAACAAGGACUCGAACAUGACUGCCGGGUUCUACGCCGGGUCGUCGUCGUGCAUAGCCUCGCCGCCUCCGAGCUCUCUGCCUCUUCCGUCGUUCUUCGCCAAGAAGAGCGUUGUCUCGAGCACCGACGCUGCGGCAAGCGAGCUGCUGAAGCUUCUGCGGCUUAAUUUGUCGUAG